This is a messenger RNA of Nematocida homosporus, 2646 nucleotides long. RefSeq names its product ubiquitin carboxyl-terminal hydrolase 7. Gene Ontology annotation, molecular function: cysteine-type deubiquitinase activity; cysteine-type endopeptidase activity. The record is from RefSeq and is a predicted model, not a curated record. The transcript has a single exon. Gene Ontology annotation, cellular component: nucleus; cytosol. Gene Ontology annotation, biological process: regulation of protein stability; protein deubiquitination. The coding region runs from base 1 to 2646 and encodes 881 amino acids. NCBI's taxonomy places the organism in Eukaryota, Fungi, Microsporidia.
AUGCCCAAGUCUUGUUUUGAAUGGAAUAUAAAGCAUAAACUGGGCGAUAAGAGUCAAUACAGUGAGUAUUUUACUUCACACAACUUUACUUGGCGUUUGGUGCUAGUUAGUGCGGAAAGACAUCUUAUCUUUUUAGAACAUUUUGGAUAUUUAACUUUUGAUGUGUUUACUGAUUAUAUUCUGAAUAUUGAAUAUACUGAUGGAGAUGUCCAGAGGGAAGAGAUUUCCUUUGCUUUUGGUGGUCAACUAGAUUUUAGUACAGUUCUUCAUCCUAAAGAUACCAAACGUAUUAGUAUUUCUAUCUUAUCAGCUACAAGGUGUUAUGAAUCUAAGAAGACAACACCUUUUGCUGGUCUUAUUAACUUAGGCUCAACUUGUUACUUGAACUCUUUAAUGCAAAGCUUGUUUCAUAUCAAAGGGUUUACUCAAGCACUUUUCCAACAAGGACCUCAACCUAAGACUUUGGAAAUGCAGAAACUCUUCUGUCAACUAGAAAGUGAGCCUUUAUUCGUAGAUACGUCUGCUUUUGCUAAUGCCUUUAAACUUAAUGAACCAAUUGAUGAUCAACAAGAUAUUCAAGAGUUCUUUAAAGUCCUUCUUGAUGAACUAGAGAAAGAAGCUAAAGGUACUCCUUUCUUUGAUUUCCUCAUUAAGACCUUUUAUGGUGAUUUAGCCGCCUUAAUUGAAUGUGCUUCUGGUUGUCGUAGUGAACGUAUUGAGAAGUACAAUGAUAUUCAGUUGGUAGUUGGUGAUCGACCUACCGGUUCUGCUUCUUCUUUAGAGGAAGCUUUACAAGCUUAUAUAACUACUACUCACCUGACUAAACCUAAUCUUUAUAAUUGUGAGAAGCACGGGUACGUUGAAGCCACUAAAAAGGACUACUUUAAGACUUUCCCACCCGUUCUUUUCUUCCAGAUUAAACGGUUCAAUAUGGACUAUGAUACGGGUGAGGCCUAUAAGAUCAAUGAAUUCUUCUCCUUCCCGGAACGAGUUAAUCUAGCACCUUAUACGCACCAGCCUGAUGAACCUCUCUUCUACUCACUCUACUCAGUCAAUGUGCAUAUUGGUGAUGGUCAUUCAGAAGGACACUACUACGCCUACAUUAAAAAGGGUGAGGACUGGUACAAAUUCAAUGAUUGUUACGUAACUAAAGCUUCCGCGCAUGAAGCCGUUUAUGGAACGUUUGGUGGAGCCCAUGAGUACAAGAACCGCCAAAAGAUUGCUAAUGCCUACUACUUAGUCUAUAUUCGUGAAUCAGAUUUAGCUGAACUACUAACUCCAGUUGAUCCUCAAGUCCCCAGUAGUAUCCAGAACAUGAUUGAACGUGAUCGGUUCUUACAACAACGAGUGCCUCUGCAGUUGUACACUCGAGAGACUUUAGCUGGGUACUGGGGACUUGGCGCUUUCAAUCCGGCCCAAAUUCAAACACGGGCCUUACCGGCUGUAGUUAGUUUAGAGAACUCACAAAGUAUUCGGCAACUGCUUAUGCAAACUAAACGGGUAACUAACAUUGCAGCUAGUAAUAUGCUGGUUUUUGUCAUGGGUGAUCAAGGUCAGAGUUUAGAUCUUCUGAAUAUGCCGGCUAAUAGUAUUGUUGGGGAUUUACCAGGUAAGGUCUUCUUUGUUGCGGAAAGUCAGCCGGACGUACCAGUUGAAGAUACGUUUGUUCUCUUUGUGAAACGCGAGAAGGCAGCUGGUCAGCCCUACGACUUAAAAGUGGUGGUGGAGGUCGAGAAUGUCGUAAUUGUCCGGCGUUCGCAAAAGGUCUGGGAUUGGGCCGAAAGUACUUCAUCUUCACCCGUACCUUUACUAGCUGAGAUAAAUGGGGAGGCUAGAGAGAUAGGGAAGGAUAUUUGUUUUGGAGAACUAUUUAAUGGUGGAUUUGGAGUAGUAGUGGCUGAUGCAGGUUUAAGUUCUUUAUCUGAGUACUUGGAUGCUUUAAAAACGCAUCGACUUAUUCAUAUCUUUAUUGAUCAGUAUCCGGGCUUUACUUUAUGGGUGGACAAGUCCUGGGGAGAUACUGAACUUUUUAAGCAGAUUGAGCAGAGUUUAGGUUCAGCAGAGUUUAAGCUAGUUGCCCAAUCGGAAACACAUAUUGAAAUUAGUGUGAAUCCUGGAUAUACUUUUGUGCAAGUAGCUAUUCUCCUGGGUCGAACGGAGAACAUCAAUGCUAUUCCUAAAACGUGUCGGAUUUUAGCAGUAACAAGUCCGGCGGUAGAGAUUGUAGGGGCGGUUGGUUUAAAUCCAACUUCUCUGCCGAGUAAGUGUCGUGUAGUGAUGACGGAGCAGGGUAAAGACCGACCUCAAGUCUUCCGGCUGGGUGAUACGCUUGAUCUGAAGCCUGGAGUAGUUCUAGCUAUUCAGGAGGUAAGUAGGCGCCGACAUGCCGAGGCUUUUAUAAGACAUAAUGAUGAGGUGGUUGGGCAUCCGUUCUUUAUAGAUACUGAGACCAGAAGAACCGGGAUGGAGACCAAACGCCGGUACAGUGUGGAGGAUAGUGCUCUAAUGCGUCUAUCUCAGAAGAGUAAGAGCACGAUUGAAGAUACCAGUACGGUCAAGAAAUCAGGGAGUACAGAUCGGUUCGUCUUUGCAGUGGGGUAUGCCGCUCGGGAGCAGAUUGUCAUGCGGUCGGCCUUCUUGCAGUAG